Erythranthe guttata (spotted monkey flower) is the source of this 1458-nucleotide messenger RNA. NCBI's taxonomy places the organism in Eukaryota, Viridiplantae, Streptophyta, Magnoliopsida, Lamiales, Phrymaceae. The record is from RefSeq and is a predicted model, not a curated record.
AUUAUUUAAUUUAAAUUUUGGUCCCUAAUUCCACCCCACUAAACCCCAAACUCCAUAAACCCCCUUAAAACCCAGUUUCUUCCUCAUCAAGCUAUCAAUCUUUGAACAAAGAAAAAGAAAUCAUAAAAAACUCUUACCUCGUACCAAAGAUCUGGAAGCCCUUUCGCAAGAUUAAUGGCUUUCAGACGGAGCAUCGCCGCUCGAGCGAAGCUUUUUUCUCAGCAGCAGCGAUUCGCUACUCCAUUUCCGCACAUUCAUCAAUUUGACGACGAUCGAAAAAAUCCGCCCCGCAACGACGCCGUUUUCAAAAACCCUCAGAUCUCCAAUCACCUCCAUCGCCGCCUAUUCGGGUCGGGUAAUAAUUUGGGCGCUUCUUUUAGCUCGAGAAAUUUGUUCCAUGACCGGAGAUUUGCGAUUCCGGCGGGAUGUGGGCCGAUUUUCGCGCGGAAUAUGUCGAGUCUCGGAGAAGGUCCGCCGGAAAAUAUCGAGAUUAUGACUGAUAAAGCUGUCGACGUGGCUUCGCAUGUGGGCCCGGCGGUGAAUGAGGUGGCGAUCGCGGCGGCGGAUUCUUCCAUGCCGGUGGCUGCUAUCCAGUAUUUGAUUGAUUAUGUGCAUUGCUAUACUGGGUUUAAUUGGUGGGCAUCGAUUGUCGUGACGACCGUUUUGAUUCGUUCGAUUCUACUUCCUCUUGGGAUACAUUUAAGGAAGUGUGAAUUAAAGUAUAAACUUCUAGAGCCUCGGUUGAUAGAGAUUAAGAAAGAAAUGCGGGAUAAGGAUAUGAGUCCUCGUGAUGUGGCUGAAAGACAGGCACGGAUGAAAGAGCUCUACAAGGAAUACGGUGUUACACCCUUCACUCGGUGGAAGGGAUCUUUAAUUAACAUUCCAAUCUUAUGUUGUAUCUUGUCCGCUCUUACGAACAUGGCAGCAAACGUUCCGUCUUUUAAGGAGGGAGGAGCGUUGUGGUUCACCGAUUUGUCUACUCCAGAUUCCAUGUUUAUUCUUCCGAUUCUUACGGGAUUGUCAUUUUGGAUCCGGUCUGAGAUCUUUACUCAGCCUUUGAAAGGCAGUAUAACUGAAAGACCGCUCAAGAUUUUCGGUCUGGUCUUUUCCUCGUUGAUAAUCCCUUUGACUGCAAUGUUCUCGAAAGUUAUAUGCUUUUAUUUUAUUACCUUCAACCUGUUUUCACUUGCAUGCGACAUAGUGUUACGGAAGCGUGGGGUGAAGUUGUUCUUAGGUUUACCGAUUAUACCCAUGGCGCAACUACCACCCGCACUGAAACGAAAACCCGGCUUAUCGUUUCUCGAAUCGAUAAUGAAGUUUAAAGAAGACCAUAAAGAUACUUUUCUAAAACAAGAUUCCGAUGAGCCUACACUUCGUCAACAGAUUAGAAACUUGGAGAAGGAGGUCAAUGAACUGAAGAAAAGUAUAAAAACCAAGUAAUAUUAUAACUGCACCUUA